ACUGGAAGUGCGUCACCCCGGUAAAUGUAAACAAUGCAGAAGCUUGGUCUCGGCUGCCCGCUGGGUUUCCUAGCCAGCAAACAACAAAAACGAAAAACGAUUAUAUUGGAUCUGAAUUACGACUGUUAUGUGAAGAUAUUUGCAUAUCUGACCGCUCUCGAUGACAAACUGAAUCUGGCCCGAGCCCAUCCGCAGUUUCGUGAUGUUUUCAUGCAAGAGGCGCCGCGUCGCUUUGCCAAAAUCAACAUGCGAAUGCUGCGCAGCCUGGCCGACUGGCCUUAUCUGCUGGGAAUGUGCGGCGAUAGCGUGUUGGAGUGUGAGUUGCGACAUGGACGUUGGGAUGAUAACAUAACGUUGCCAUUCCUAGGGCUAUUGAAUACCCAUUGCCCCAAUAUGCAACACUUGCACCUGAUUUUCGUACACUACGUGCCGCUGACACAGAUGCAGGGCACCGAGGCCAAUAUACUGCAAGUGAUGCAGCGCAAAGAUCUCAAAAGCAUCAGCUUAACCGAUGCCAAUGCGCCAAUUGUACUGCAACUGCAGCAUUUUAAGCAGCUGGAGGCGCUGCAUAUUGAUGGCUUUGACGAGGAGCUGCUGGAUGACGAGUUCAUGGAGCAACUGCAGGCUUUGCCAUCUUUGCGCCGCCUCUCUCUAAGAUUCGCCAUACGACGACAGUUUCCUCCUCUCGCCGAACACUGUCCGCAGCUGGAGCAUUUGUCGCUGGAGAACUUUGAAACGACGCUUAGUGAUCUGGGCGAUUUUCCCUCUUUGAAAUCGCUCAAUUUGAUAUGGCGCCUCUUCACACAAGUGAACAACAACCUCUUUCGCUCGCUGGCCAAGCGCUAUGCGGAUCGCUUGGAGCAAUUGCAGCUGACAAAGGUGAAACCACAACAGGCAGCGCAUAUUACAGCGCUAGCCAAUCUCAAGAUGCUGGCGUGUCCUAUGUGGCCACGGGAGGCGCUGAGCAACUUGUGCGAGUUGCAGCAACUGGAGUGCUUGGUCUUGCAGUGCACUGAGGCUGCAGUAAGCGUGAUGGAGUUGUUGGAUGUGAUUAACAAUUGCCGCAAGUUGCAACACUUGAAGCUGGGCAAGCGCUGGCUGGAUGACCAGCUGGAGCAGUUUAUUAGUGCAGCACAGAAUGCCUUACGCGCACAAAAGACGCGACCAACUUUGUUACUUACUCUGGAGUCGAUAUCCGAAAAGGAAUUGCAAGACGAGUUGCGGGGCAAAACAAAUUGCCAGUUGUUGCAGCUCGACUGGCGUCGAACAGCUUGCGGAUUAUGCACCCCGGAUCGACACACCAAACACGAAGUAUUCCUAGAUUAAGCUCACCUCACAAUGGGACUGCUCAAUGGCCAAGCAAUCGUUAUCAAAAUCAUCUUUUAAAAAUCUUUAUUCACAGCACGAUAAAAUUAGACAACAAACAACUUGUGUAAUAUAAAUCAAAAACCUCGUUAACUUUUCAAAUCUAAAAGUUAAAAUCUCCUAUUCAGAAAUACCUAAGAUAAAUGGAAGUGAGUUACCAACACGCUCGGCCUUAUAAGCAAGUUAAUAUGCAUCCCUAGUUAGUCACUGCUUGCGGCUAAUUGGAAGGGCGGACAUUUAAAUUAAAGUGCCAAUAAAUAAAUCGAAUUGUUAACUGCACGCAAAUUAACUGCUGAAAUAUUUAUUCAAAUAAAUUAUAUAUGUAUAUCCAUUACAGAAAAAUUACGGAAAUUGUUUUAUUCCAUGUGUACUAGAAUAAAUUAUAAACUAUUAAACUGAAAUUACCAGCAUAAAGAUCUAAAAUGGGGGAGGACCACUCGGAUCCCUCAAGGUAACUGCAAAUUGAACUUAAGAACUAUUUUCGUGAUUUCAACUAAAAUUAUUUAAAUGUAGUAUAGCUCACUGCUUUACAGUGGCUCCGACGCUGCCCAACGACUUCAUCAGUUGAUAGCAUUCCUUCAAUUUGCGCUUGUCGCCCACUUUCUCCAGCGUUUUGGCCGCCUCAGCCAACAAGCCAGCUCGUUCACCCGGCGAACUUAAUAGAGCUGGCGGCAAAUAUUUGCAGGCAACAUACAUGGCGGAUGCGCGCUCCCGUU
This is a messenger RNA of Drosophila sulfurigaster albostrigata, 2081 nucleotides long. RefSeq lists its product as uncharacterized. The transcript is spliced from 4 exons. NCBI's taxonomy places the organism in Eukaryota, Metazoa, Arthropoda, Insecta, Diptera, Drosophilidae. Gene Ontology annotation, biological process: SCF-dependent proteasomal ubiquitin-dependent protein catabolic process. Gene Ontology annotation, cellular component: SCF ubiquitin ligase complex. Bases 34 to 1326 code for a protein of 430 amino acids. The record is from RefSeq and is a predicted model, not a curated record.